GUAACUUCAGUUCGAGGUUAAAAGGCCGCCAGAGAAUCCUGUGUCACCGCGCGCCACCGGAAGAAUGAAAACGUCAACAGCAGCAGCGCCAUGAAGAUGGAUGAACAGACUGGAAUGACGGCGACUACGCAGAGGCAUUUGGCCUCACUGUCGGCAGCUGACCUGUGACCCCUCAUGGAUUAAAAAUGGCACUUUGGCUGAGACAGGGAGGGAAGCGAGACAUUUUACUCUCCGGGAAUUCUGGGAAUUUAACAAGCAUGUUUGUUUGAAACGGGAUUGCAAAGACUGGACAAGCCUGGAGUCUUUUUUCAUUUCAAUGGGACUAUCAUGGUUCAGUAAGGGUGGAGUAAGAUCUGAGUGGGAGAUGUUAAUUAAGAAAAACUGACUACAAAAUAGAAUUUGAGUCAAGGAUGGAGCAGGAUUUUACACAGUAGGAUCUCUUAUCUCUCAUCAAUUGUGGAUAGUGAACACUAGCCUGGACUUACAGUAGCCAGUGCUGGUGAAGAUUCCAACACUUAACACCCAAUUCAGCUUAACAAACUUUUAACCUCUAAUUAAACUCUAGCAGGCAAUACUAGCCUGUAACUGUAAUCUAUCUAUCCCUCAUUGUUGUGAAUGGACGUCUGACUCCUCUAAAGCUAGAAGGUUUCCCUUCAGCUUCAAACUGUAACUCUGACUUCUGGUCAGUAUCUCGCUGCAGCAUCGCUAAAAAAAAUCCAAAAAUGGCUGCUACAGGAAGGAAGCACUUGGUGAGAGACUUUAACCAUUUCAUCACCUGUUACCUUUGUCGGGGUUACCUGAUCAAACCAACCACGGUCACCGAGUGCCUGCACACCUUCUGUAAGAGCUGUAUUGUGCAACACUUUGAGGAGAGUAAUGACUGUCCUAAAUGUGGCAUUCAGGUCCACGAGACCAACCCACUGGAGAUGCUCAGGUUGGACAACACCCUGGAGGAGAUCAUUUUCAAGCUGGUGCCUGGACUCAGAGAAAAAGAGGAACAGCAGGAACUCGAAUUCUGGAAGAAGAACCAGCCCAAAGCAAACGGCCAAGCAGAGAACCUGAGGUGUCAGAGGCUCGGGCUGCCUGAUGUUGGGGGUGAUGACGGUGACGGUGGUGGUGAUGAUGGUGACGAUGGUGGCGACGAAGACUACCACAGGAGUGACCCUCAGAUAGCCAUCUGUCUGGACUGCCUACGGAACACGGGACAGUCGGGGGAAAGCACUGUCACGGAUUUGAUGAAGAGGUUCAUCCGCUGCUCCAGUAGAGUCACCGUGGGAACAAUUAAGAAGUUUCUCAGUCUUAAACUAAAGCUGCCGAGCUCUUAUGAGCUGGAUGUGCUGUGUAACGGAGAGAUCAUGGGCAGAGAUCACACUCUGGAGUUCAUCUACAUGACCCGAUGGAGGCUACAUGGAGAGAAUACGUAUCCCAUGGUUCUAGAGUACCGGCCGCGUAUCGACUUUGGCUGAACCACAGCUGCAGGAAGAGGACCACACACACUCUCACACACAUAAGCAGACAUACUUACCAGGACGGACAACAUUUUGAACGUAGACAUAAACGUACACAUGCCCACAAUGUGCAGAGAAAGAGAAAGAUUUAAAUGUAUUUUUGUACAGCCAAUGAUGAAGUGCAUACGUUGUUAUGGUAAAGAGGUUUUAUGCUACAUAGAAUAAUAUAUGCUAUAAUAUAUGAUAUUUUUAAAUGUAUGUCCCUGUGCCUAAAAACCUGUUGAGAUCAGAAAAAGUAUGACCAUAUCUUUACUUUGCCUGUCUAACUCUGUAGAUUAAAUGUUGAUUUUCUACUGUU
Messenger RNA from Morone saxatilis (striped sea-bass), 1806 nucleotides. RefSeq names its product polycomb group ring finger 5b (gene pcgf5b). Gene Ontology annotation, cellular component: PRC1 complex. NCBI's taxonomy places the organism in Eukaryota, Metazoa, Chordata, Actinopteri, Moronidae. The record is from RefSeq and is a predicted model, not a curated record. Gene Ontology annotation, biological process: regulation of transcription by RNA polymerase II.